Seriola dumerili (greater amberjack) is the source of this 4098-nucleotide messenger RNA. RefSeq names its product protein shisa-9B-like (gene shisa9b). The record is from RefSeq and is a predicted model, not a curated record. NCBI's taxonomy places the organism in Eukaryota, Metazoa, Chordata, Actinopteri, Carangiformes, Carangidae. Gene Ontology annotation, cellular component: dendritic spine membrane; postsynaptic density; AMPA glutamate receptor complex. Gene Ontology annotation, biological process: regulation of AMPA receptor activity; regulation of short-term neuronal synaptic plasticity. The transcript is spliced from 4 exons. The coding region runs from base 146 to 1285 and encodes 379 amino acids.
CGCGGCUGAUCUGUGCUUUUACGCAUGGAAGUUGGAAUCAGCCUCAUUACCUUUACGCAUGGCUGUGUCUCGUCUCUUCGGAAGAUGCUGCCGGGCUUAUGAGAGCGUGUCAGGGCGUCAAGAGCGGGGUAAAAAGUGAGCAACGAUGCGGGGCACUGAGCUGCUGCUCGGUUACUUUCUGGUGAAAGUUAUGGUGUGCGACGCGGAGGGCGAGCCGGGUCAGACCGUCGACGACUUCAUAAUAGUAACCGGGUUCAACGACUCAAAAGAAGGGGAGAGCAGAGUCACGGAGAACCCGCACAUGGAGGACAAGUGCCGCGGCUACUACGACGUGAUGGGCCAGUGGGACCCGCCGUUCGUGUGCAGGACGGGCAGCUACCUGUAUUGCUGCGGCACCUGUGGCUUCCGGUUCUGCUGCGCGUUUAAAAGCUCCAGGCUGGACCAGACCACCUGUAAGAACUACGACACCCCGCCGUGGAUGAUGACAGGCAAACCCCCGCCGAAAGUGGACGUGGCGCUGGACACCGCGAAGGAUAAAACGAACCUCAUUGUGUAUGUCAUAUGCGGGGUCGUGGCCAUAAUGGCACUGAUAGGAAUUUUCACCAAGCUCGGUUUGGAAAAGACGCACCGGCCGCACAGAGAGAACAUGUCGAGGGCUCUCGCACACGUGAUCCGCCACCCAGCGACAGAGCAUACGGACGACAUUGGACUUGGCCAACACUAUGAGAACAUACAAACCAGAGUCACAGUUAACAGCCUCCAUAGCAACCAGAUGAACAACGUGGUUCAAACUUCAACUUUAAUAACUCAGCCUUACCCGGCUGUGGGACAGAUCACCAGCCCUUACGAACAACAGAAGCCUGUCAAGGAUCUCAACAAGUACGCCACGCUCAAGGCCGUGGCAGAGAAAGCCAACGACAGCUUCUACAGCAACCGUCGGCAAGUGAUCGAGAUGACAACCAAGGGCAGCCUUCCCAUGGAAGCUGUGGAUAUGGAGCCAGAGCCGAGUAAUCCCUACAGCCCACCAAGACAGCUGUCUACAAAGCAGAAUGGACACAAGUACAAAAGCCCCAAGAGUCACAGCUCCCAGACGCUCUGCUACGGCUCCAGCUCUGCUGCCAGCCCGGGGGUGCUAAGGUCCUGGGAGAGCAAGGAGACGUCGGGACCCCGACAGAGCUACGGCCCAAAGAAACUCUGCAUCGUAGAGAAGGAGCUGCACACCACUCGCUACAUGCUCCCACAACCGUACUUUGUCACCAACAGCAAGACAGAAGUGACAGUAUGAGGGAUUGUCUAAACACAGGGCUUAAAAGGAGCCUGCAUUUAAGAUGCUGACUGAGGGUUCUCUCUCCAAGAAAGCAGCACAGACUCCUGUAAGUGCAGUUGUGCAUGUAAUGGGCAGCAUUUAAGAUGCCACCUGAAGGUGAAGUGUGCUGGAACAGGAAACGGUAUCAAUCACCGUGGCCUCAGGAAGGCACGGUGGUGAAUAUAUUGUCAUCAAUAUUCAUAUAAUCCAAGUGCUAAAACAAAACACAAAGCUAAAUAAAUCAUAUAUAUCAAUGAUGGGACAUGUGACACAUACAGGACAGCUGUCAAUAUUCACUACAUCAUAUCAAAAGACCUGCAAAUUAGAGCAUCUAAUGUAACUUUUAUUAAAUCAACGGUGUCUAAAUGAGAAAAUCUUUCUUAUUUACUGUAUUUAAUCAAGGUUGAGUCGUCUAAGGUUAAUUGGGUUUUGAUGAAAUGCUUUAUUGGACAGUUUAUAGAUGCUGUUUGAAAAAGGUUGGCACUGCUUACAUGACAAGGAGGAGAAAUUAUUGCACUACUCCAAUAAGUGUAGUGUUUUCGGCUUGCCUGUCUGAGGCUGAUAAAUUUGAGCAAAUUACCUGAAUAAAUUGAACCAGUCCAAAAUUCUCAUUAUUUUAUUUAUUUGAAAUGAAAGGAUCCAUUAUAGUUUUCAGCAUGUUACACUAGUGACUGUUAAUGAGUAAGAAGUUAUAGUCACAGUUAUAUGAGGAUAACUAACAAUUUUGGGAGAUCAAAGGGAAUUUUUUGAUUUUUUUUUUUUUUUUUAACUUCAUUGUCCUCUAGAAUUGAAUCACACCCUAAGCUGUACCCUGCUCUCAAUAUGAGCCCUCCAAAAGAUUGAUUAUGUUUGUGUUUUCUUUAAAAGCCAAUAAAUCAUGCCCAAUUUAGACGGCCAUGACCAUCACUAACUUAAGUAAGAACUGUUUUGAUUUAAGAAAAAGACUUUGAGAUAUAAAAUUGUCCAAAAGUAAGUUAUUCAGGUUCAUUUCCAAAAUGCUGUACAUUCAUUCUGGGGACAAAUCAUAAGCUAACUUUAUAUCAGUCAGUAUUUCUAAAAUGUAGACAGUUGAGUCUGUGACAGCGUUACCUGUUGACUUAAAUCACUUAAGAUCCAUUUAAAUUUUGUGAAUGUAGUGUCACUUUAGAUGUCUCAUUUUACAGGAAAACUGCAUUCAAACCAAGUCACUGCCAACAGACAUCCUACUGAUACAUAUUUCUAUGAUAACUAGGAGAAGUAGCUGCAGAUUGUUGAACCAGUGUUGUAUUGGUGUAAUAGUGCCUCUCAUCAGUACCAGCAUGUGUGUGAUUAUCCUAGAAUAUACUGUAGAUGAAGCCCCAGGAUUAGAACGCCGAUUGGUCUUGUUCUUAGCCAUCAAUCAUGGCCCCAACAAACGUCAUUUUCGGUGUGAAGAUGGUGGCUCAGAGUUUGCAUCAGUGUGUGUAAUUUGAGUGAUUUUAAUCCCAAAUCUCACAUUUAAUGAAUGUUUCUGGACUGAAUAGCCUAAAUGCUAGCGGCAAUAGUUAUUAAAUCCAUUGUUGGACGCAAAGUAGUUUUUUUUUUUUGUCUGUUACUACACAGUCCUCUAAAUACAUCCAGACAAUUUGUUGGAUGAUGAACCUACUACAAUAUUUACCUGCUAUUUUGGUUAACUAUAUUAAAAAGCUUUGGUUGAACCACAGUGAAUUUAAUUUUAAAAAAUUGGUACUUUUAUCCCAGCUGAUAACUGAGACCUCACUAAAACAACACACCAGGACACUGGAAUUCAUGCCACACUUGGCAAAAACUUUUUAGUAACCAGGGUUUUCAGGAGCAGCUGGUCAUGUGUCGCACUGAUUUCCCAGCCAAACAAUAUAAAAGGAUGCUCGCGCCUGCCUGCAAGUCUUACUCAUGCGGUUGAUUAUUUCAAGCAGCGGAGGACAAGGCUACACUCAUAGCUGAGUGGGAAGUGGCAAUUGCUAGUAUAAAGGUGUAUUCAAGUCUUCUCAAGUCCAAUUCCUACAAAAGAAAAAACAUAACAAGGGCAGAAAUCUUGCAGACUGUUGUCUUUGGGUAGCUGUUACAACUGUAUGCACUAUACUAUAUACAAAAUAUGUAUAUCUGGUGCACCAAACUGUCCUUUCACAAUAAUCAUAAACUGUUUCAGUGUUUAUUUCACAGUUAUAUGAAAUCUGUUAUUCAAACUAUCCGAACACAACUGAGACUUUUUUUUAUUUAUGCAAACAAUAUUGUAUAGUCACUUAUCACUUGUUUUGUGAAUGCAAAUCGUUUUACUGAAAUCACUAUAAAUAAGCUACAAUACACCAUAUUUACACAUGGAAGAUCUAGUGAAAUAAUAAUGUGUAUAAUAUGUGUUUGCAUUACAACAUCCAGUAAUGAGAAGGCAGCAGCAAUGUUAUAUUUUGGUAAAGUUUAAAGGAAAGCCCCUAUGAUCACAGGUCUGAUACAGUUCACUAUGAAGGCUACCUAUUCUUUGUAUCACUGUUGGCUCACUAUCUGAUUACCUAAUUGCUCUAAUGAAUGUUAUUAUGUGUCUUUGUGUACGUUACAAAUUUACUUUGGUUUAAGAUCCCCUGUUGAAUAUAUUUACAAGCUCUGUGACUGACAUUUCACAUCCUCCAUUUAUGCUGGAAAAUUACUGAGCUGCACAUUUAUAUGUUUUCCACAUGUUGUUUGUGCCGUAAAAAUAUAAUCCCCAUGUUGCAAGUGUCCUGCAAAAACCUUGAAUCUCUACAAUGUCACAUUUGUCAUACUGAACUAUAUGAAAUUACAAUUAAACCAGUGAGUCAGUU